Messenger RNA from Lachancea lanzarotensis, 675 nucleotides. RefSeq names its product LALA0S10e03620g1_1 (gene NAT2). Gene Ontology annotation, cellular component: mitochondrion. Lineage: Eukaryota; Fungi; Ascomycota; Saccharomycetes; Saccharomycetales; Saccharomycetaceae. The record is from RefSeq and is a predicted model, not a curated record. The transcript has a single exon. Bases 1 to 675 code for a protein of 224 amino acids.
AUGUUCGGCAGCAACUUGAGAUAUGCCACAACCGUUUUCCCGCUCUAUAGAGCACUUUCCAGACAGUCUUUGAAAAGAACAGCGUUGCGUUUCAACACCACAGCAGCGAAAAGCAAGGAAAGACCCUCUUUAAAGAAGCUUAUGCAAACUUACGGAUAUUCAGCUCUAGCAGUGUAUUUGGGACUCUCUGCUGUUGAUUUCCCCAUCUGCUUUUUUGCGGUGCACUCUCUCGGCGAAGAGACCAUCAAAGUUUACAUCAAUAAGGCCAAACAGAUCGUGGGUUAUGGUCGUGACGAACAGGAAUUGAUUCAAGAGGUUAGAGCACAGAUUUCUGAAAAAGAGCGCAAGCAACAGCUUGGUGAAAAGGAGCACACCACAUUGUGGACAAGAAUGAAAGAAAGCACGCUUUUAACGGAGGCAUUGAUUGCGUAUGGGAUACACAAAAGUUUGAUCGUGUUUAGACUACCGAUUACAGCAGCCAUUACACCGGCCACGGUCAAAAUCUUGCAAAAAUGGGGAUUCAAUUUGAACCGAUUCAACAAAGGCUUCAAAACUGCUGGUGAAGGUGCGAAAAUCAAGUACAAGACUGGCGAUCCUAAAGAUUUUGUAAGCGGCAAGAAUAUUCCCAAACAGGACCAGAAGAAAAGUAGAAAAUGGUUUGACGGGAUGAUGUAG